Messenger RNA from Oppiella nova, 405 nucleotides. NCBI's taxonomy places the organism in Eukaryota, Metazoa, Arthropoda, Arachnida, Sarcoptiformes, Oppiidae. The record is from the annotation of a GenBank genome assembly.
UUCAUUGACUGAAGCAUUCAUUUGUGUUUUCAAUCCAUUUAUUUGUAAAUUAAUUGUAAUUUUAAACUUAUUUUGUGUUUCAAUUGGUUUACUAUAACACGUGUAGUGUUGACACCAUUCACAGCACCCGUAGUAUAGAUUUUUCGCGAAGUCUUGUGAAUUGAAUUGAAAACAAUGUCUCAAAACACGCGUAGAGUUGGUCUCAGGAGUGACGCAAAGAGGAGACUGUCUUCAGAGGCAUCACCGGAAGUAUGCAAAGUAUUGUCGCAUAAGAGGCGAGGAAUGGCCGCAAGAAGUAGUCAUACAAUGAAUGCACAGAAAGUCUAUCCGAAAGACUCUUUGGACCGAUUGGGCGAUGAUUUGUGUCAACACUUAUUGUCUUUCCUAUCACUCGAAGACCGGUUC